Leptidea sinapis is the source of this 1401-nucleotide messenger RNA. Its product is annotated as short coiled-coil protein homolog. Gene Ontology annotation, cellular component: trans-Golgi network. Lineage: Eukaryota; Metazoa; Arthropoda; Insecta; Lepidoptera; Pieridae. The transcript has 2 exons. The record is from RefSeq and is a predicted model, not a curated record. The coding region runs from base 141 to 545 and encodes 134 amino acids.
UCUGUGUUAUCUAUUGUUGUACUUCCCUUUCGAUCAAUAAUUUUAAGUGCGACUUUGUUAAAAAGGUACAAGAAAAUACAAUAUACUAGUUAAUACCUAAAUACGAAAUAUAUUAUUAGUUAACUAUAAGAUAUUCCACUAUGUCCUCCAUCAUUAAUAAAUGUAAUGAUGACAAUAUACCUCUGGCUGAUGACGAUCCUCAAGUGAUAAUAAAUGACGAAGUAGACAUUAACAGAUUGGAUCAUGGACGAUCUAUGGAUUCUUUACCCAGCUCUUAUACAGGCGGCUCCUCAAGUCCAGGAUUAAACGGACCGCAAAGCUUUGAGCCUGAUUCGGGUAUUGAUGAGCAAGAAGAAAAAGCUCGUCUAAUUUCACAGGUGCUCGAGUUACAAAAUACUCUGGAUGAUUUGUCCCAAAGGGUUGACUCUGUUAAGGAAGAAAAUCUGAAGCUGAGGUCUGAAAAUCAAGUAUUAGGUCAAUACAUUGAGAACUUAAUGUCAGCUUCUUCAGUCUUUCAAUCAACUCCUAAAGUUAUUAAAAAGUAAGAAAAUUGGUAAAAAUAUAUAAUAAAUGACCAAUAAGCAUAUUAUUCUUGACUGAAUCUCAUGGUAUGUAAUACUGGCCCAGAAUAUAUAAUUUUAAGGCUGGCUAAAUCACUUGUAAGCUUAAAGGUUAAUGUCCCCAUUGUGGCACAAAUUUAAAUUUGAAGAUAAGCUUAGCUUUUUGAAAGCAGUGUUGUAAAUUUAGUAGCUUUCUAAUAAAGGAUUAGGGUGAUAUUUAAUUAUAUUAUAGAUAUGAUAUAGUAAUUAUAAUGGAGUUAGUAAAUAAAACAACAUAAUUAUUAUUGUAAUUAUUUUAAGAUUUAGUUUAGAAACACUCAUAUUAUUAUUAAUAAUACAGAAUUGCACACUUUGCAAAUAAUAACAUUCCUGUUUAACAAAUCUCACAGACAGCUAUAGUUUGUAAUAUAGACUGUACUGGAGUUCGACAACCUUAACAAUAUUUAUUUCAACUGUAAUAUGAAAUCUAUAAAAAACAAGGAUGUCAUACAGUUUUGUUAUAAACUCUUAAAGUCUUUAGAACACAUCUUCGAUUUAAAAUUACUAGAAGAUUUUUUCUCCUCUAUCUGAGAUACUUAUAUAUACAUAAAUACAGUUUUUAUAUAUAUUGGUAGGCUGAUGUAUACCUUUAUUAAUCACUUUUGUCUAGUUUUUUAUUUAAACUUGAUUGAUGUAUGGAAAUUUAGAAAUAUGAGAAAAUUUUGCUUGCUUUUUAAAUGUUGUUACUGCCUUGAAUUCAUUCUUUAAAGCACCUUAGUUAUAGUUUAAGUGUAAGUUUAUGUACUCAAAAAAUUGUUGUUCAAUAUAAUUUUGUUAAUAUAUAUAUUUGAAGCACAACAAA